Molecule: messenger RNA, 2267 nt
Organism: Tachysurus fulvidraco (yellow catfish)
Lineage: Eukaryota; Metazoa; Chordata; Actinopteri; Siluriformes; Bagridae
Product: calpain-5-like
Exons: 15
Coding region: 178-2109 (643 amino acids)
Biological process (GO): proteolysis
Cellular component (GO): cytoplasm
Molecular function (GO): calcium-dependent cysteine-type endopeptidase activity
Source: RefSeq, a predicted model, not a curated record
UUGGUGUUGGGGCGGUGCCUGUAUGUGUGUAGUUGUUGAAGAUAGAAAUCUUAAAACCAGUCUGAAAAUGAACACACAGUAAAGACACGUGAAGUUUAUUAUUUAUACACAGUGGAGAGAGAGAGAGAGAGAGAGAGAGAGAGAGAGAGAGAGAGAGAGACAGUACAAGUGAGCGUCAUGUUCUCGUCCCCAAAACGGUAUAAGAACCAACGCUACGACGUCCUGAAGAAGGAAUGUCAGGAGAAUAAGAAGCUGUUUGAGGAUUCGGAGUUUCCCUGCAACAACACCUCGCUGUUCUACAGAAACCCUCUGCCUGGGAGAGUGGAGUGGAAACGGCCAGGGGAGAUCAAUGAGAACCCACAUCUUUUUGUAGAAGGCAUCAGUUCUCAUGACCUGAAUCAGGGUGAAGUGGGAAACUGCUGGUUUGUUGCAGCUUGUUCCUGUUUGGCUCUUAAACCAGAUCUAUGGCAGAAGGUGAUUCCUAACUGGAAAGAGCAGGAAUGGGAUCCCAAGCAUCCAGACCGCUAUGCAGGAAUAUUCCACUUCAAUUUCUGGAUUUUUGGGGAGUGGACAGAAGUGGUUGUAGAUGACCGUUUGCCCACCAUAAACGGCCGACUGAUUUACUGCCACUCAAAAUCCAAGAAUGAGUUCUGGAGCGCUCUGCUGGAGAAGGCAUACGCCAAAUUGUCAGGCUGUUAUGAAUCACUCAGUGGAGGGAACACAGGAGACGCUGUGGUGGAUUUCAGCGGCACUGUAAAUGAACCCAUUAGUCUGGAAGCAGGAAACUAUCGCACUGACCCCAAAGCCAAGGACAAACUGUUCUCAGACCUGCUCGAUGUGUACCAACAGGGAGGCAUCAUCAGCUGCUCCAUCGCGGCAUCUCCACACGAGCGGGAGCUGCGUUUGGCAAACGGUCUGGUCAAAGGUCACGCAUACUCUGUGACAGCAGUAAAGAAGGUACGUCUAGGACACGGCCUGACAGCCUACUUUAAGAACGAGACCAUCCCUCUCGUCCGCAUGAGGAACCCCUGGGGAAAACAUGAGUGGAUUGGAGCCUGGAGCGACAACUCAGAUGAAUGGCAGAAGAUCGGGAAUAUGGAGAGGAAAAAUCUGGGAAUCACUGUGGAGGACGAUGGAGAAUUCUGGAUGUCUUUUGAUGACUGGUGUCAGAACUUCACAGAGGCGGAUGUGUGUCGGUUGGUCAACACAUCUGUGUUUAGUGUCCAGAAGAUAUGGCAUGAGGUGGUGCAUUUUGGGAAUUGGAUAAAACACUCGGAUCCUCUGAAGAACCGGUGUGGUGGCUGCAUGAACCAUAAGCAGACAUUUCUACAGAACCCACAGUUUGUGUUGGAUAUCUCUCAGGAGGAAGAAGAGCUGCUGGUGUCACUGCAGCAGAGAGAUAUGAAGAUCCACAGAGCUCGUGGUGCAGGUGAAAACCUCACCGUCGGAUUUGCCAUCUUUAAGGUGGAGCUGAACAGGAAGUACCGCAUGCAUGACAUCAUCACCCAGCAGAACGUCGCCACGUCUACGUACAUCAACGCACGCUCUGUGUUCCUGAGGAAAGUUUUACCUAAAGGCCGUUACAUCAUCAUCCCGUCCACCUUCACACCCGACACACUGGGAGAGUUCAUGCUGCGCGUUUACACGGAUCAAGAUGCCGGGUGCAGAGAGCUGGAUCUGGAUAAACCCCAUGAGAGCUGCUGGAGUUGGCUUCGAGGUUACCCUCAGGUGGUUACUCACAUUUACAUUCAUGCAGCAGAAGGACUCGAAAAUCAAGACAGGAGUGGAGGUGCAGAUCCUUAUGUCAUCAUUUCCUGUGAGAAUAAAUCAGUUCAGUCUCUGGUUCUGAAGGACACUCGAGACCCUCUAUUCGACACUAGGGCCAUUUUUUACAGAAGGAAACCACAGAAACCAAUAAACAUCCAGGUCUGGAACAGUAACGCAGUAAAAGACCAGUUUAUGGGUCAGGUUGUUCUCCCAGCGACUCUGAAGGAUUCUGCAGACCCACAGACGCUGAAGCUGAGACGAGGAGCAUCUCUAAAGUCUGAGGAGAUGUCGGGGAGCAUCAGGCUCCGAGUCGUGACAUCCAGAGAGCUCACAGCCAUGUAGAGCUCAUUUACACUCACUCUGAGACAACACCGCAGUGCAUUGUGGGUACUCUAUAUCUGGACAGUCUGGAAUGAAGAAGAGCUUUUGGGCUUGAGACCAAACCAACGUGUCAUUUCUGUCUUUGUUUAAAUCACUAAAUCUGUUUGCUUGUUUGUAUG